Molecule: messenger RNA, 780 nt
Organism: Punica granatum (pomegranate)
Lineage: Eukaryota; Viridiplantae; Streptophyta; Magnoliopsida; Myrtales; Lythraceae
Source: RefSeq, a predicted model, not a curated record
AUGGCGACGGAGGCUACCACCGCGUUCAAAGUGAUGAACCGAGAGUUCGUGAAACUCGAUCGAUUUGACGGCUCAAACUUCAACCGCUGGAAGGACAAAAUGUUGCUCCUCCUUACUGUCUUAAAUGUGGCAUACGUUCUAGACCCGAACCUGCAACCCUUGGAGGAUCCCGCCCCCGAUGCAACCCCUGAGGAAAUCGCAAAGGUGGCUGAACUCAAGAAGAAGCGCGAGGAAGACAAAUUCACAUGUCGUGGACACAUCCUCAACACUUUGUCCGACCGACUGUACGAUCUCUACAUGUCGAUGCAGUCCCCGAUGGAGAUAUGGAAAACUCUUGAGGAGAAAUACAACACCGAGCGACAAGAUACCAAUAAAUUUUUAAUGAUGAAGUAUUUCGAAUUCAAAAUGCUCGAUAGUGUCCUUAUCAUGGAUCAAGUCCAUGAACUACAAAUCCUUGUAAGCAGGUUUCGUGACCUAAAAGUUAUUAUUUCGAAAUCGCUACAAGUCGGAACUAUCAUCUCAAAGUUACUCUCGUCUUGGAACGAUUACCGGAAGAAACUCCUGUAUAUGGCGGAGGACUUCAUUGUGGAGAAAAUACUUAGGCAUUUGCGUAUUGAAGAGGAAACUCGGAAGCGCGAUGCGGUGUAUCUUCCCCAAGGUUCUAAAGUGAACCAUGUGAGUGAGUCCAAGAACUCUCAGAAAGGCAAGCGAAAGGCUAUGUCCGAGACCAAGGACACGCAAGACAAGAAGAGAGUCUCGCAAUUGCUAUCAUUGCAAUAA